AUGCUGGAAAACAAGAGGUUAUCCACUUCUCCAGGGAAAGGCAAGAGAAUGCUGGAGGAAGGGGAACCUAGCAAGGAGGAGGCUACCUCUAGGAAAAAAAGCAAGAGUGUCAUUGGGAUGAAAGCCCAUGAAGAAAAGAAUGACAUAGAGGAAACUGGAAAAGAGGGCAGUAAAAUGGAAACGGACGAGUCAGAGGGUGAGGAUAGCUGGAAAGAUGAGGAUGUGGGUGCAGAGUAUGAAGAAGGUGAGAACGAGUCCGACAAUGAUAGCCCAAUUCACAGUGCUAGCCCUGGCAACGACAAUAGCCAACCUAUAGUGGAUGUGGAUGAUAAGAAUAAUGAGGAAAAAGAGUUGAAUUCUAAGAGGGAGAAGAACAAGGAACCUAAGAAGGAUAUGGCAAAGGAUAGUUUGAGCGAGGAUAAGGAAAUUAUUGUGCUAGCUUUUCUUGGGUUUGUUCCUCCUAGUCGCUUAAUACUUUUAUCUUUUAAGGUUCUUUUGUAA
Messenger RNA from Cryptomeria japonica (Japanese cedar), 501 nucleotides. RefSeq lists its product as uncharacterized. NCBI's taxonomy places the organism in Eukaryota, Viridiplantae, Streptophyta, Pinopsida, Cupressales, Cupressaceae. The record is from RefSeq and is a predicted model, not a curated record. The coding region runs from base 1 to 501 and encodes 166 amino acids. The transcript is spliced from 2 exons.